AAAACCCGUUACUCCCCACUCCCACCCUUCUUGAUGGCGGCGGUGGUGGCUGGGCCCGGCAGGUGGCAAGCGGCAACAUCUUCCUCCUGCCCUUGUCCGACUAAAGUCACUUAAUAUUUACCUCAGAGGUGGCGCCUUCUGCCCUGCUCGGGAAGUUGGGGGCGGGCAGUAAGAGGUUGGCGGGAAAAGGGAGGGGGAGCGGCGAAGCGCGGAUGCUGCGUGAGACCAGGGAAGAAAAAGAAUAAAAUUACCUCGGGGGGAAGGGGAGAGCUGCAGGAUUAUUUGCGGGGCACAACAGCCCUUGUAGGAGAAAAGGAAUUGGAGGGGAUAUGGGAGAAAAGCCGGGGGAUAGGAAGACCGCGAAGGUUGUAGGGGAGGGGGCUGUCAUUGAGGUUGGAGGCCCGAGUGGAUCGAUGGGCGCUGUGGGAAAGAGGGACACCGCAGCGCUCAUGGAUCCCCCAGGGGCUGAGGGCACUGAAAGGGUUGAGGAGGAGGCGGGGGUGCGGGUUGGGGGUGCAGGCACCCUUGGAGAUAGGAGCAGGGAAGGGGCAGGGGGCAUAGAAGGGCCAUCGGGUAUCCCAGGUGGGGCAGGUCCCCCAAGUCAGGAGUCCUGGAUCCAGAGGGCAUUUGAGCAAGUGUUCACGGCUUCCCACCUGAGGGUUUCUUUCCCGGCAAGUCAGCCGGUGACUGUGCUGUCCCUGGAGAGGUACAUGGUUGGUGGCUCACCUCCCAGCACAGCAUCUAAGCCACCCGCUACUAGCGCUGCCUUUCCUGCCCAAGCUGCUCCCUGGCAAACCUACUACUAUGACGUGACUGUCACGGAUGGUGUGUACCAGGAGAAAUGCCACCUGGCCCCCAAGUUGAACUGCUUAGUACACAAAAACGCCCUUCGCUGUGGCCUACAGGUGAAAAUCACACAGUGUUCUUACAUGUACAAUGAGAAGAAAAUUUGUUAUGGAUUUCUGUGCAUCGAACAGCUCGAAAUCCUUAGGGUAACAGAUGGCAGUGAUGCUCCCCAAGAGCAGAAAGAAUACAGUGAAAAACCAACAACACCACUGAAGGGAGGCAAAAAGCAUUAUCUUCCUUUGUGGAAUAAUGAAGAUCCAUAUGGGGACAUAUGGGUAGAAAAGAAGGUUUCACAGGAUGUCUGUGUGGAUGAAUCCAAACUAACAUCUCUCUUUCAUCUGGAGAUGAAUUGGAGAACCAAAAUCAACUUCCAGCCUUUACUUGUUAGAAUCAUGCAUAAAGCAAGAUUAAGAUACUAUGGGAAACCUGACACAAAACUUGAUAUGCCAUAUCAGGCCUAUUUUGAAGUUGCUGAUCAUUCUGGUAUGAUGUCGAUGGUGCUGUGGAAUUCCUUAUGCCCUGAAUGGUAUAAUAGUAUGAAGAUUGGCACAGUGCUGCUGCUUGAACAAUAUGCUAUUAAAACGAGUUACCCUUUUAAAACACAACCAACUCCUGGAGAUUUGCACAUGAAAAGAUUCUCUUCAAUAGAAAUCACUUUGAAUGUUCGAGACCCUCCAACUAAAAUUAACAUCAUUCCAGAAAAUAAAGUUAAAGCAGAAUGGAAGUUGCCUGAAGUUAAAUAUCGAUUUAUAACAAGGUCAGAACUCAGUAACAUACCAAAUGCUUAUUCCUGUGAUAUUAUUGGACUUGUGCAAUAUGUAGGAAGAACUGAACGCACAAGAAAAAGAGAUCAUGGGGAAGACUUUUGGAUCCAACGUUGGGUGCAUGUUGUUGAUGGGACCUCAGAGUUGCCUUUCAUUCUGGAAUUGUUUGCCACAUCUCAGCCAGAUAUAUUUGAACAAAUACAUCCAAUGACAUACUUGGUAUGUACACAGAUGAGGGUGAUACGAGAUACCACUGCGAACGGCUCCUGUAUAACUUACCUGACAACUUCUAAUGAAAGUCAAAUGUUUAUUACAGGGUGGCACAAAGGCCAGCCAUAUACUAAAGAUGCCAAAGUGAAAAGCUUUAUCCAGUGGAUUAAAACUCAGAAAGAAGCUUCUCAUAUGGAGAAAACUACUGUUGGUGGAUAUUAUCCUUUCCCACCUGUCCCAGACACUUUUAUGAAGUAUUGUAAAAAUAGUAAAGUUGAAUCAGUUUUGACAACCAUCAGUGAAAUGGAGAAGGAGAUUGAAAGCCUACACUACAGGGAGCACAAACGCAUUGCUAUUCAGGGGAUUAUUAGUGCUAUAAGAUAUGUCAGCUGUAGCGAUACAUCUGAAGGUGCCUCAGGAGUAGAACCAAUGCAGAUCAACAAAAGGCCAUCAUUUCAGACUACUGUGUCGGAAUAUGACCAUGUUGAGGAAGGAACAAGAAAGCACCAGCAAGCCAAAAAAACAAGUUCUGUGCAGCUGUCACCAUCAUCUGUGCAGCAGCAGCAGCAACACAGAGUAACCAGAAAGCAUCAAGCAAAAAGAAAGAUUGAGACUGUGGAGACAAGAGGCCCUCCUCCUGAACAUUCAUAUUUCACAAGAUCAGCAAGCAAGAAAAUAAUGUUGUAUGAAUUUUUGCAAGAAAAUUCUCACACAAGAAAAGAAAGUCAAGAAGUGAUGGAAGCAACACAACCCUGUAGAACAGGUAACAAAGAAAUAGCUGAUGUGUCGGAAAGAGUUCAAACAGAGAAGAUGUGUCAUAAUUCCUGGGAAAGUGGUCUCUGGACUGUGGUAAAAGACAACUUAACACAGCACUUGCAAUAUAGCAAUGUUUUCCCAGAAAGUUUUCCUUGUAAAUUUAAUUACAUGCAUAAAGAAUUGCUUAUGCAACAAUAUAAUCUUCAGGCAGCCAAAUUCAAACCAAAAGAAUGCACAGCAAAUGGAGAAAUGAAUCACUUUGAAAAUGCCUGUCCCCUUGAAUACUAUGAAGUAGCUAUUCUUGGCAUAAAUCAUGAUACAGCUGUAGAUGUUGCCUUCCUGCCUGUAUGUUGUCCUGAAGAUUCCCAUUUAUUUCGAGCAGAAGAUUUACCAAAUGAUCCAGUGUUGUCUUACACAAGCGGUAUCUCAUGUCAACGGGAGAUCAUUAACAAAGAAGGGCUUUCUGAGAUAUGUUCGCUUUCCGAUGAAGUUGUAAAAGCAGCUACUGACCUGGAAAAACAACAUGUCAUCUGUAUCCUGGAUAUCUGUUCUUUGGGUGAAGAUAAAAUUGAAGUCUUUCUUAACAAAGUGUAUAAAAUAACAGACAUUGAUGUAACAAAUCGGACAUAAUUUAAUACAUUAGGUUUGUGGUGUUAAACUGAGGAGAGGAAUAAACUUGCAACACAGCAUCUUUAUCCUGCCAUUGUUCCAGCAGAAGAACUUGGAUAUUCAGCAAUUACAUUGUAAAGGAUGGUUCCUGGCCCUUUGUCCCUGAGAGCAUACUUUCCUGUGAAGAGUAUAUUGGCACACAUUGCAUCCUCAGUUCAGUUGUGGGGUGCUACAAGUAUUGUUCCUUAACCUUGACUUGAGAUGACAAAAGAAAAACAGCAAAUAUAUCAAGUGGUCAGAUCUUGCUCUGUGUUGAUGGAAACAGAGCAUGUCUAGAAGAUAAUGUCGCAUCAACACCACUCAUUAACAAUCAAUAGAAGGAUAGAGGGAGAGGCAAAGGAAGUAGGAAUGGACCACAGAGAUGGUCCUGCUUCCUGGAGACGGCUAUUAGUACCUAAAUGGAAGACUGCACCACACUUUGCUGUGCCAAUCAGUCACAGUUACACUGUCGGCUGAUCUUUAUCAAGAGCUACACUACCUGGAGACUUAAUGUAAAGGUGGUACAGGCAUACCCCGCUUUAACAUACGCAAUGGGACCAGAGCAUGUAUGUAAAGUGAAAAUGUACUCAAACUGAAGCAAUCAAUGCAUGUAUUGCACUGCAAUCGCCACUAGAUGGCAGCGGCGUCAUGCCAUUAAGUGUCCGUAAUUGUGAAGCACGUGUACGUUAAGCGGGGUAUGGUGGCAUAUGGAGCAUGUAUGUUACAGCGAGGCGACGUUAAGUGAAGUGACGUUAAGCGGGGUAUGCCUGUAUAUAAAUGUUGAAAGAAUAAAUACAGUAAAUAAGUUGCUCUGCACCCAAAAAUUGCCAGCUUUGAACAAAUCAUCAUUUUAAAAUUCAAAUGAGAAAUAGUAAUGUUGCUUCUUGUAGAAAAAGAAAUGGUGUUGCCCUUGGAACAGAAAUAGUAUCCUAGGCAGAUAUGGGGAAUCCUCAGUCUUCUCCAUUUCUGUCUGGACCCUUGCAACUCCUGUAGAACCCUAAUAAUGAUCUUUAUAAGAAGGCCUUGUCAGCUAAAUGUAUUCAUAGGGACCCCAACAGAGAGGAGAGGAAGAAAGUGGAAAGGAGCUAUGUGCUGUCAGAAGGGCUCCAUACAGCUGAAAGUACAAAGGAAGAGGAAAAAUUUGUAUGUGUAUUUAAGAGUUUGGAAAAGUUUAGCUAUUUGUUCCAAGUAAUUCUUCCCAGACUUUGUAUCUAGCAUUGCACUGUAGCUGUGAUACUGAAAUAUCAUUGAUACUUUGACUUCGAAACUGCCCACAUGAUGUAUUAUUUUUGGAUAUUUAUUUUUUCUGUUCUUUUCUAUGUUCAAUAAAAAUGCAGCAUUGACAGUUUUGAACAGGCAAAAGCAAAGUAGAAUGUGUGUGUGUGUCUUUCUGUGUGUCCAUGCACAGAGACACUGCUUAGUUGAAAUAGUCUUGUAUGUUAUGAGUGAAAGAAUUAAAUUUCAAGCUAGCACUUGAGGUUGAGGAGGAGUUGCUACAGUACAAUAGAUUGGACAGCUUGGGAAAUCUCAGCAGGAGCAAUUCCUCUGAGGUGCCAGUGUUUUGAGUAGAAGCAACAUGCUGUCACCUUUCCUUAGGCACUUCUUCCUUGUGAGUACACUCCAUGAGGC
Molecule: messenger RNA, 4853 nt
Organism: Rhineura floridana
Lineage: Eukaryota; Metazoa; Chordata; Lepidosauria; Squamata; Rhineuridae
Gene: RADX
Product: RPA1 related single stranded DNA binding protein, X-linked
Exons: 15
Coding region: 330-3206 (958 amino acids)
Biological process (GO): regulation of DNA repair
Cellular component (GO): replication fork
Molecular function (GO): single-stranded DNA binding
Source: RefSeq, a predicted model, not a curated record